GAUGGUCCGCAGAACCCCUGCUGCGUACGCUACUACGCUCGCCUUUAUUAGUCUCGGUAACUGCUGGUCAGUGCCGGUGUCUCUCCCAACCUUUGUCGUGACCAGAGCGACAAACACUUUCUUGUGAUCUGCAUCUCAUUUCAAUUUGACAGAGCCGUGCAACAUGAAGGUUUCGUCCGUCCUCUCGUCAGCCGCCCUGGCAUCGGUCGCGCUCGCCGCACCCUCGGUCAAGCCACGCGGCGACUCGACCACAGACGGGGCUCAGUUUGCCGAUCUCACUGCCAGCAUCCAAGCCAAUGUGGUCAAGUCACUAGAGGAGCGGGAGGCCAGGUUGAAAAAGCGCGGCGAAUCAGCCAACUGCACGACAAGCAACAUGGUUUUCCGCCGGGAGUAUGGUUCGCUUUCAUUGACCGAGAGGCUCUCUUAUGUGAACGCCGUCAAGUGUCUUCAAAGCCUGCCGCCUCGGACACCGGCUAAUGUCUCUUCUGGUGCUCGAUCUCGGUUUGAUGACUUUGUCGUGACCCAUAUUCAGCAGACCAUGACGAUCCACUACACGGGUAACUUUAUGCCGUGGCAUCGCUGGUUCGUGCAUCUCUACGAGAAGGCCUUGCGCGAGGAAUGUGGCUACACCGGCUAUCAACCCUAUUGGGACUGGCCCAAAUACGCUUCUGCACCUGAAUUGUCCCCUAUCUUCAACGGAGACCCUUACAGUCUCGGCGGAAACGGCGAGUACACCCCCCAUGAUGGGCCGGUCAUUGAGCCGCCCGAAGGAAUUGGCGGCUCAAGCAUCCAGCUGCCUGCUGGUGUCGGUGGAGGAUUCGUGACUACUGGACCUUUCGCAAACAUGUCUGUCAAUCUUGGCCCGGUCGGUGGUCUUGAGGGUACGGCGCCCGGUCCGGACGGUGGUCUAGGCUACAACCCUCGCGCCUUGAAGCGCGACGUGGGUCCGGCUAUGAACCAAAGAUAUGCCAACUACACAACGGUGUUGAACUUGUUGCUCAAGCCUAACAUCUCGGAGUAUAGGCUUUUGAGUGAGGGAGUCCCUUACACCCCUGAGAUUGGACCUCAUGGAGGAAUGCACUACGCCAUCUCCGGUGAUCCAGGUGCGGACCUUUUCACGUCCCCCGGCGACCCUGCAUUCUGGGUUCAUCACGGUAUGAUGGACCGCAUGUGGACUUUCUGGCAAGCGCUCGAUCCUGCUGCACGCCAACAGGAGUUGAACGGAGGUGACUACGGCCACAUUACCUGGGCCAACAACCCGCCGUCCGUGAAAACUCAACUUACGGACGUCAUCGAUAUGGGAUACACGGGUCCCUCAAUCAAGAUUGCAGAUGUGAUGGACACCUUGUCGGGACCAUUCUGUUACUUCUACCUUUGAGCAUCCGACAAAUAUGGCAAUGCCGAUACAGCUCAGGGUCUGGAUGAAUAUCGGCAGCUUAUUCGAUGAACAUGGAAUGAUCAACUGAGAGGUAUUACAUAGUGUCUAAUGAUGUAGAUAUGAAGCUACGAAGAUGCGAUAUCAUGCAAUGAAGGGUGGCGAUCUUGAUGAACGCUGCAAGAAGACGACAAUAUUACGC
Messenger RNA from Colletotrichum acutatum, 1577 nucleotides. RefSeq lists its product as uncharacterized. The coding region runs from base 164 to 1378 and encodes 404 amino acids. Gene Ontology annotation, molecular function: oxidoreductase activity. NCBI's taxonomy places the organism in Eukaryota, Fungi, Ascomycota, Sordariomycetes, Glomerellales, Glomerellaceae. The transcript is spliced from 6 exons. The record is from RefSeq and is a predicted model, not a curated record.